This is a messenger RNA of Oncorhynchus gorbuscha (pink salmon), 2296 nucleotides long. RefSeq names its product MPN domain-containing protein-like. The record is from RefSeq and is a predicted model, not a curated record. Lineage: Eukaryota; Metazoa; Chordata; Actinopteri; Salmoniformes; Salmonidae. The transcript has 8 exons. Bases 49 to 921 code for a protein of 290 amino acids.
CACCUGUAACUGAUUAUCAUAAUACAUGUCCAUACACAAAUACACUAUAUGGCCAAAAGUACGUGGAUACAUGCUCAUCAAACUUUUCAUUCGAAAAUCAUGGCCGUUAAUAUGGAGUUGGUCCACUUUUGCUGCUAUAACAGCCUCCACUCUUCUGGGAAAGCUUUCCACCAAAUAUUGGAACAUUGCUGUGUGGACUUGCUUCUAUUCAGCCACAUGAUCAUUAGUGAGGUCAGGGCCUGGCGUUUAGGCCUGGCUCGCUGUCGGCUUUCCAAUUCAUCCCAAAGGUGUUCGAUGGGGUUGAGGCAGGGCUCUGUGCAGGCCAGUCAAGUUCUUUCACACCGAUCUCGACAAACCACUUCUGUAUGGACCUCACUACAUAAUGUCGCCAGCACCAGCCUAAAGUUGCAUCCUUCCCUCCCUCCCUCGGGUAAAAAGUUUUUAGGUGACCUGUUUAACGAUGGGAAGAUCUGCUGGGUGGAGACGGGGCAGACCUUCAACUCUCCCAGUGCCUGGGCCACACACUGCAAACGCCUGGUCAACCCUGCUAAGAAGUCGGGCUGUGGGUGGGCCUCAGUGCGCUACAGGGGCCAGAAACGAGUGCAGUACAAGACCAGCUGGCUGCACAAGUACCAGCCCAGCGCAGACAUGAGCUUAGUGAGCGAGGUAGAAGAUGACGCGAUGGGAGAUGAGGAAGAGGGAAAGACGGCAUUGCCAACAGGUGACAAGAGCAGGAAGAACAAACCUGAGCUGCAUGAUAUCAGCCUUGUGCCCAGGGGAGGAGACAGAGAGAUCAUCCCCAUCAGAUACAGCACUCUGGGUACCAGGAUUGCAAGGGGUCCACACACGUUGGUGGGAUUAUCAGCUUUCUCAGCCAUCAAGAGAUUCCAGCCUUUCAAUGUGCUGUAUGCAGCAACGUGAUGCUCAUGGAUUUCCACUGUCACCUGACCACCAGUGAGGUGGUGGGCUACCUUGGAGGACGAUAGGACACUAACACACAACAUGAGUAUUUCCUUUAAAAGCAGAGACAGUGAGCAAUGUCAGAAGUAUGACAUUGCAUUCCCCAGGCUCUGGCAUUACAGUAAUGAUCUUCAACAUGUAUGACCUCUGUUGUUGUGCUUUUUUGCUUACAGUUUAAGAGCAUUUCCCUGUCGCAAAUAGAGAUUGGGCCUUUGCUGUUGAGGAAGAGCAAAGCCCCAAUGACCAUGGCAUCCCUGUGGUGGUGGUGGUGGUGACCUAUGUACAAGAUAACUUCCUGACCAGUGACAUCCUGAAUGAGAUGAUGCUGCUGGUGGACUUCUACAGGGCAGCUCCUGACCUGGUACAGUUCCAUCAGUUCUGGUGUCCUGAUACCACCAUGAUGGACAAAAUCAAGGGCUCUCUGAGAGGCCACACACCCAAAGACCAGACCUACUCUCAGAUCCUGGAGCUCAUCUACAACCAAGUCAUCAACACACACUAAGGUGGAAGAGAAACAAGCUUGUGUAUAAUGCAUUGAUCUCAAAUGAAAAUCUCUAAAUGACAUCCUAUUCCCCAUACUGUAGUGCACUACGUUUGUAGGGAAUAGGGUCUACACAGAAAAUAGGUUGUCAUUUCUGUCCUUUGUCUGUGGUCUUACAACUGCUGCCAUGGCCUCAGGCAUACUGUAAGCUGAAUGUGCACUGGCCUGAAGGAGGAGAUGGUGACUCCAGAGUCCGGAGGGUGAGUGUACUGGUCUUCAUGGCCUUUUCUGACUGUGAGGUCUGUAUAACUGACAAUGUUUGUACAGUAUAACGUGAUGAUUUGUGUGCUGUGAAUGUGUUCCCUAGCGUCUGCUGCCAGUGCUUGGCAUCAGACUGUUGUUACAGAAGUCGACAUGGAAAUAAGGGUCUUCCUCUUCUCUAUUUCCUGUGAUAUAUUUAUCCAAACUGUGGUCUGUGACAUGUGGAAGUACUGAUAUGAGAACAAUGCCUUGAACCUGCUAAAUACACAGAACAGGAUGGCACACUGACAUGGCAGCUCUGCUUCAAGCUCCUAAGCAACUUUGCAGCACAAGCAUUUCGCUUCACCCGCAAUAACAUCUGCUAAAUAUGUGUAUGUGACCAAUACAAUUAGAUUAAAAACACAUAGUGGAACUACUUCUGUGUUUCUGUAAUAGUAGUAGAUUCUUGUUUUUUUGCAGUCAUUAACCAUGUUUCCAUCUACAGUUUUAUGCUAGUGAAGUCAUAUGAACAAAAAUCACUACAGCUGUGAUGGAAACAGGAAGUUUUAGUACAAUUUAAUAAAUGCAGACAAAUAAUUUGUUCGUUUUACAUGG